AUGCCGCCCAAGCGCAAAGCGACCACCGCCCCGCCGAAGGAGCGGCAGUCCAAGCUCGCCAAGGAGCACAACAUCACGGCGCGCGAGGAGCGCGAGAUCAAGGAGGCCUACGCGCUGUUCGCCGAGCCCGUGGACGGCGAGAAGGAGGGCGCCCUGCCCUCCAAGGACGUGCAACGCGCCAUGAUCGCCCUAGGCAUCCCCCCCUCGAAGCCCGAACUCCGCGAAUUCAUCUCGAUCCUGGACCCCGACGAGGAGGGCCACACGACCUACGAGCCCUUCGUCGCCAUCUGCGCGCUGAAGCUGCACGCGCGCGACGACGCGGCCGGCGACCCGCGGUCCGAGGCGCACCGCGCCGAGGUGGACGCCGCGUUUCGGCUCUUCACGGGCGGGGGCAGUCAUGGUCAUAAUGAUGGUGACGACGGCAGACUGGGCGUGUUCGAGGACGGCGGGCCGACGACGCUGACGCUCGCGCACCUCAAGCGCGUGGCCAUGACGCUGAAGCAGGACGUCGACGAGGCCCUGCUGCGCGACAUGAUCCUCGAGGCGAACGGGGGCGCGGGGGUCGGCAGGGGCGUCGCGAGGAGCGAGUUUGAGGAGGUCAUGCGGAGGGCCGGGGCGUGGAAGUGA
Anthostomella pinea is the source of this 627-nucleotide messenger RNA. The record is from the annotation of a GenBank genome assembly. Lineage: Eukaryota; Fungi; Ascomycota; Sordariomycetes; Xylariales; Xylariaceae.